Molecule: messenger RNA, 5447 nt
Organism: Ictidomys tridecemlineatus (thirteen-lined ground squirrel)
Lineage: Eukaryota; Metazoa; Chordata; Mammalia; Rodentia; Sciuridae
Source: RefSeq, a predicted model, not a curated record
UGUCAUCCAGACACGUUAUAGCUGACGAGAUCAAAUAAGGGCAGAGACGGAAUAAGUGACAGCUGAUAACAGGUUCGCGGUGUUAUUCCUUUGAUUUUUGCCUUUUUAGGGCCAUCUAGUUCCCAGAACCUCUGACUGGGUAAUAACACAUUCUUCUACAUUAGUUUUUACCCUGUUGCCGAUUACACGUAUACCUAGGUUUGAAUUGAAAUCACUUGAACGUUUUCUUCUCCUCCGCUCACUAGAACAGCUAUUGGUGUGUAAUCAGAUUUUCAAAAAAUGUUGUAUUACACGACCAGCCUGAAAGUCUGACUAAAACUGAAAGAGCUCCUUUGAACUAUGCAGCUUACUUAGGUAACUCAUAAAGUUCCUUCCUUUAACUGCGGGAAGGGUAGGAGUGCAAACCAUUUUCCAUUGAAACAAAAACUUAGAUGCAUAGUGAUAAGUCCACUGUGACUAUUGUAUUAGAUUACAUCUAUAAUUCAUGUUCUCUAUUUUUCCCUUGGUUACCACAUUUUUCUUCUAGUCUUGAUUCUCUUUUUGGACAACACGCUUGUUUCCCUAAGUUACUGAUAGUCUUUAAAUCUUUGAAAUACUGUUUUCCCCAAAGGAUCGCAAAUGUCAAAAAAUGUUUUGGCAAGUAAAUGCUGAGUAUUGAAACUGAUGUUUAAAGGAACUACUUAUUGAUCCAAGCAUUACUUUGGAAAAGGAUAAAUAAAGAAGAAAACGGAGAAGGAGCAAAGCAUUGAUUGCAAAUGUCUUAAUAAUGAGCAAAUGUGGCAGGAAAAAAUAUAUUAAGACAAAUGUAAGACAAAUGACCAUGGAAACAAUUGAAUCUCGGCAGGAUGGAAGUAUAACUGAUUCUGUGGCAGAGAGAGAAUCUGCUCAUAUGCAUACUCAGACUGGCCAAAAUUCAAUUCCUACUUUAGCUCAGGUUUCUGUAGCUGGAUCAGGCACUGGAAGAGGCUCCCCAGCUGUAACCCUAGUGCAAUUACCUUCGGGCCAAACUGUACAUGUCCAGGGAGUAAUUCAGACACCACAACCAUCGGUUAUUCAUUCACCACAAAUACAGACUGUUCAGGUAGCAACAAUUGCAGAGACAGAUGAGUCUGCAGAAACAGAAGGUGUAAUUGAUUCUCAUAAACGUAGAGAAAUCCUUUCACGAAGACCCUCUUAUAGAAAAAUACUGAAUGAACUUUCCUCUGAUGUGCCUGGUGUUCCCAAAAUUGAAGAAGAAAAAUCAGAGGAAGAAGGAACGCCACCUAACAUCGCUACCAUGGCAGUACCGACUAGCAUAUAUCAGACUAGCACGGGGCAAUACAUUGCUAUAGCCCAAGGUGGAACAAUCCAGAUUUCUAAUCCAGGAUCUGAUGGUGUUCAGGGACUACAGGCAUUAACAAUGACAAAUUCAGGAGCUCCUCCACCAGGUGCUACAAUUGUACAGUAUGCAGCACAAUCAGCUGAUGGCACACAGCAGUUCUUUGUCCCAGGCAGCCAGGUUGUUGUUCAAGAUGAGGAAACUGAACUUGCCCCAAGUCACAUGGCUGCUGCUACAGGUGACAUGCCCACUUAUCAGAUCCGAGCUCCUACUACAGCUUUGCCACAGGGUGUAGUGAUGGCUGCCUCACCAGGAAGUUUGCACAGUCCCCAGCAACUAGCAGAAGAAGCAACACGUAAACGAGAGCUGAGGCUAAUGAAAAACAGGGAAGCUGCAAAAGAAUGUCGACGUCGAAAGAAAGAAUAUGUAAAGUGUCUGGAGAGUCGAGUUGCAGUGCUGGAAGUGCAGAAUAAGAAGCUUAUAGAGGAACUUGAAACCUUGAAAGACAUUUGCUCUCCCAAAACAGAUUAGUAGAAAUAUUUAACUAUGAACUGAUUACAACAUGUACAGUUGCUUUUGAAGGCAAUACAAUAUAUAGCCGGCAAGAAUUAUGGCUUUUUUCCUUUGUAUCAUUCAUCUUACUUUCUAAUCUCUAACAUUCCUAAAAUGCUUCCCUGUACGUAGUUAACUCUUAGGUAUAACUUCAAUUUUUUUUAAAAAGAGACAAACUGUAAAAAAUGUAUGUAACAAAUUCUUAAAAUGAAAUAUUUGUAAGACUUGUUCCAAUGCUACAUAUUUGCAGUUCCCAAUCUCUGUGUCAUGAAUAGUGUCCUAUGUAAUAAAACUUUUUGCAGGUCUUUAAAAUCAUUUUAGGAAAGGAUGAUCAAAUGCAUCCAGCAGUAAAAUAAAGUUAAACCACAAAAAUACCUCAGGAAAGAAUUGAAAGAAAGUAUAUCUAAUGACAUGCCUAUAUGAGAAGAAUAGCCUAGAAAUGAAUUUUUGGAAGAUUUUUGUAUUAGUCACUUUGUAAAGAAAAUAUUAUACAGCUGUCCUUGAAUGCUAUAGUUGAAGACAGUUUUAAUAGAACCAUGUUGGUUGCACUUUGUAGUAUUUGGUGCUUAUUUAAAUUUCUGAACAUAUAUUACAGUUUUUUACUCUAUUGUGUAAUAUAAAUUAUCUUUUAGAAGUUCUUAGUGUUGGUUUGAUAUUAUCCAAUGAAAGUGACAAGAUAUUUUUAAUAUCUAAAAGGAAUUAAAAGCCUGUUAGAAUUGGAUUGCAUACAUUCAAGGGUAUGAGCUGAUUCCUACACUGGGUCAUGAUCCUUGCAAAUGCUCCUUUUGCCAUCUCAUCUAAGGAGGACCCCAGGGCUGGGGAUGUGGCUCAGUGGUAGAUGCUUGCCUAGCAUGUGUAGGGCUCUGAGAUGCAAUCCUAGUCCUGCUAAAUAAAUGAUAAAAAGGAUGGUCCCAGAGAUUUGUACAGAAGAACAGAGCAGAACGACCAGAGGCCAGCCUUUGUGAUGGACUGGCCCUUCCUGUUAGAUGGUCUGGAGAUCUGCUGAUGGCCAUCAUCUGCAGGCAUUUUGAAAUAAAACCAAAAAUAAUCCGAGAUUUUAUUUUUCAUUUCAAAACAGCUUAAAGUCCAUAUCACAUCAGAUAUUCUUCUGUCAUUAUAUUCAGGUGAAGUUCCUUAUAAUUGAGACAGCAGUGUUGCUACUGGUACCCACAAUUCAUCUUACUUUUAUAGUAAAAAGCUUCAAGGCCUAGCCCCAACACCCUAACCAUACAACAUUCACCAGUAGUACUAAAUGUGGACUAUGUACUCCACUCUACUGUAUUUUCUACUGUAACUUCAGAUUUGUUGAGGACCCCCCACCUUUAGUAGCAGAACUGACAAUGGAUAUAGGGAGGUACAAAAAUAGGAGAUCAUUCCUAAAGUUCCAACUGCUGCUGCCCCCUUAUCAUCAUCAUCAUUCUUUGUCUUAUCUGUAACUUCCAGAAGGUAGGGAAUGCUAUUCUUGGCUUUCUUUUAAAAUACUUACUGCAGAGCCUGAGCUUGAAUUUCUUUUGGUCUUUUCUUCUAUAGAGAAGUAAGAUGAGGAAAGAAGAUGUAGAAAUAAAAAGGAAAGGAAAACACCAAACUUUAGGUGAAAGGAAAUGGUUAUUUGCACUUAACUCAGUCAGUUACUAUAAAUCAGUUGUGUGCUUGGAGUGGUAGACAUGGAGAGGAAAGCACAGGACUCAGCAGACAAGAUGUAUAGAGUUAGAGGCAGUAAAUGCUGUGUUAAAAUUAGGGGAAGAUGUAGGCAGGGAUUAAAUAAGAAACUUCAUGUAGGAGGUCCAUUUGGAACCAGGCCCUGAGAUGAUUGAUGGUGCUGGGGAAGAAGGUAUUCCAGAGUGGGAAUACAGAACAUGUGAUGUUUGGAUUUGGGGUGGGGUGGAGGGGAUGAAGGGGAAAUAAAGUAAAGUUAGUACUCACACAAGAGUUAGUUUCAUUAGAAAGAGAGAGCACACCUGUAAUGUCAGUGAUUAGAAGACGGAGGCAGGAAGAUUACAAGUUCAAGGCCAGUCUGGGCAGAUGAGUGAGACCUUUUCUCAAUAAAAAAUUAAGAAAAAAAAAGGGCUGGGGAUGUAACUCAAUGGUAGAACACCCCAAUUCAACCCUAACUACUACAAAAUAAAAAGAGAGCAAGAAAUGUAUAUGCAUGUGUGCACUCUGUUACUUCAGUAGAAGAGGAAUAUGCUCAAUUACUUGAGGUCACGAGUAACAAAAAUCCCCCUUCCCAAAGAUGCAGAAAUUAUAACAAUUGGCUUUAGUAAGCGAGAAGGUACUUAGCUCUAGCACGCCACCACAAACAAUUUUAAUUAAGCAGAACAUCUCCAUCCUCUCAACUUUCCAAUGGAAAGAUUUCUCUGUAAUUUAUAUCAUGCCUGAAACAGUUAUUGAAAGUCUAUAAGUGCAAGUCCUAUACUACCAAAUAAGGAUUGAGGCAAGAGGAAUUUUAUGACCUUACAAAACGAGAAGUCCACAGGUAGGAGUUACCAAGGUUGCUUAGUUCUGUGACAUGUCAAGACCAGAUUCAUCUUUCUGUGUUCUCAGAUUCCCUCAGUUCUCAAAUUGCCACCACAGUUUUAGGCAGUGAAAGAUGGAAAACAUAGUCACCCCUCCCUUAUUUAUUUGUUUGUUUGCUUCUGGACACCUCUCCAUAAGUUCCUCAGCAGCACACUCCCUCUGAAUCUCCUAGGCCAGACUUUCAUGGUAUCUUUGUUUCUUAACCAAUCACUGGCAAGAAGAAUAGAAUUAAAAGCACUGGGUUGUUAAUGAAGAUUCAAUUCCUAGAGCUGAGGAAAGUUCCAGGCUUUGGGAAAGCAUAUGGCCAUCAAUGUUAAAUAAAAUUGGGGUUCUGGAAGAACUGUGUGUGGGCAACUGGCAAUAUCUGCUGUGGGGAUGAGUGAGUGCUUAAACCAUUCUCAGGAAGUCAGGAACAGCUUGUGAGAGGGCUUGAGGCUCAAGCCAAGCUCUGAAAGAUGCAGAGGAAAUUUUUAUUCUUUCUCCUCCAAUUUGUUCCUGUAACCAGGCUUUUGCUACCAAAAUAGUCCUAUUCAAUAGCUCUCCAUUCAGCUUUACAACAGAUAUCGCCUACAGUCUGUCAGGGAAGCAAGUGAACAGUAAGUUGGAAUCUACACGAAUAUUUACAUCCUGUAUGUCACUGUUGCUUAGAAUCCAGAGCUGUCACUGCAUUUGUUGUCUUUUCUUAAUCCUGAAAGUUUCAGAAUCUGAACUGUGGGAUACAGAAAUUACUGAUCCUGGGUCAUGGGAUUACAUCACUUGUUUGUCAUGUUUAACUAGGUACUUCAUGAUGCUAAAUCUUACAUGAUGGGAGAAUAAAGGAAAUGCAUGUAUAUUAGUAUAUAAAUGUGUGUGACCACUAUCCUUGCCCCAAAUUGAGAACAUUUAGCAUAAGUGGCAUACUUUGAGUUGAUGGCAACUGUUUUAAUGUCUAAUGUCUCAUUCCUUGCUCAACCACGCUUCUAAAUUUUCUUUACAUACUCUUCUGACAUUCAGUGCAUGCUGUCUCCUAUAGGCCUAAAAGUAAACCUCGAAAAAAAAAAAAAAAAGGCUGUUUUCACAA